AGCGGGCGGCCGCGGGGGCGCGCGCCGCUCAUUGUGCUCCGGCGGUGCCGCCUCCCGCUGCCAGCGCCGGCCACGGCGGGGGGGCCGCGCCUGCUGCCGCUCCGAGCCCAUCCGAUCCGGCCCUGCUCCGGACCCCCAGCACCGGCCCGCGGCGCCUCCGCUCUUACACCCAGCCUGUGGCGCUGCCUGGCACCGGGAGCGGCCCUUCGCCUCUCCCUGGAGGGGGUCGGUUUGCACCGGGCUCGGCUGCAUCCAUCCCGGGGGUGGCUGUCCUGUCCUGAGGGUGGCUCAGCCGUGCUGCACGGGGGAGCUCGGCACCCAUUCCCGAACAGGGCUGCCUUGAGCACUGCUCCGUUACACCCGUCCCGGGGAACUGCCCAGCUCCCGGUGGGUGGCCAGUACCCAGCCCCGGGAGAGCGGGCUGCAGUGCACCCAUCCUCGGGGGGGCUGCGCCGUGCCGGGGGCGGCCCAGCACCGACCCCAGGUGUGUGGGGGCUGCACCGCACCCAGCCCCGCCAUCCCCAUCCCCAUCGUGGGGCGGCGGGGGGCUGCCACCCUUCUCCUAUCGCCGGUGACUGGCUCCUGGCUCCCGCCUCGUUUUAUGGUCGUGGAGAGGGAGGAAAAAUCCCAAACCAGCUGCGUAAAUGAGUAUGGAAGAUUAUGAUUUCCUCUUCAAAAUUGUUUUAAUUGGCAACGCUGGUGUGGGGAAGACCUGCUUAGUCCGUCGCUUCACUCAGGGGCUUUUCCCACCAGGUCAAGGAGCCACUAUUGGGGUUGACUUUAUGAUUAAAACAGUGGAGAUAAACGGUGAAAAAGUAAAGCUGCAGAUCUGGGACACGGCGGGACAGGAGCGGUUCCGAUCCAUCACGCAGAGUUAUUACCGCAGCGCCAACGCCCUCAUCCUCACUUACGACAUCACCUGUGAGGAAUCCUUCAGGUGUCUGCCCGAGUGGCUGCGAGAAAUCGAGCAGUAUGCCAGCAACAAGGUCAUAACUGUGCUCGUGGGUAAUAAGAUUGAUUUAGCUGAUAAGAGGGAAGUCUCCCAGCAAAGAGCUGCAGAGUUUUCUGAAGCACAGGACAUGUACUAUCUGGAAACCUCAGCAAAAGAAUCGGAUAAUGUGGAAAAACUCUUCCUGGACUUGGCCUGCAGGUUGAUCAGUGAGGCACGACAGAACACCCUUGUGAACAAUGUCUCAUCCCCCUUACCAGGAGAGGGGAAAAGUAUCAGUUACUUGACUUGCUGUAAUUUUAAUUAAAGAGCUGACAUGUAAUUUCCCCUUCUGCCAUGGGCCAAGAAGAUUUUUUUUUUUAAUUUUUUUUUUUUUUUUUGGCUGGGAUUUAUCUACUUGAAGUGUAUUCCUGCCACUUUGACCCAUCUGAUUCUACCCCAAGUCAGGCUGUAGACCUGGAAGCAUGGCAGGCUGAUGAUUCCAGCUGCAUGGCAACCUAGCAGAAUAUACCAUGGUUUAAAUUUCACAUAUCUUGCAGUCUCUGGAGCAGGUUAAGAAGAGUAGCACAAAUGCUUCAUGCAAUGCAGACCAUGAGCUAUUGUGUUUCCUCCAAUAGCAGAAACAGAAGCCACUCUUGAAGAAGAUAUUGGAAAGAUCAAAAUAUCUUUUGCAGAACGAUGUGUUUGGUCCUUUUAAAAAAUAAUUUAAAAACUAAAAACCAACAUGAACAUUGACUCUGGACUACACUGGCAAUAUUCUGGGCUGCCAGCGAGUGAGCUCAGGAUGUGUACAUAGUGUCUGCUCAUGCAUCUUCAUGAAGAACUCUGGUGUUUGAAGAGGUGUUAUGUCUCUCAUCAACAGGCACUUUCAUGAACAUGAAAUUAAAAAAAUCAUGUAUAUCAACAUUUUCAAGAUUUAAGAAGACAUGGAUAUAACUCAUUUGCUCCCUUUGGUGCUAGCAGUUCAGCAAAUAUUCUGUAGACCAAAUGUAGUCUUACUACAUUACUGUUCUCUGAAUGUGUAACUUAGGCUGGUUAGGAAAAAAACACUAAUAAGCACUGUUCAUAAAAAUAAAAAUAAAUAAAAAAAAUCAUUACCUCUUUUUCUAGGCCUGAACAUAGUGGGAAAGGACUGUGCUUCUUUGAUACCCAACACAGGAUGAAAAGACUAUCUUGAAAUUGAAAAACCAAAAAAAAAAAUUAACUGUUCCUUGUCUAAUUAGUGAUGUCCUAAUGUGAAAUAUUAUCCUUGGGAAAGGUUAAUUGGAGUUGGGAAAAGUGCACCAGAUGUGACCAAAUCGUAUGCGUGCAUGGAUUUUGUGUAAGGGUUCAAAGAGAGCACAGUUUGCAGUGGCAGUCUGUGGUAUGUCCAGCUUAAAAAUAAAGCUUGUGGAUACAACUCUUGUUGAAAGGCAAGCAUACAGGUUUGUAGAGUUUUGGGGGGUUUUUUUUAUGCUAACUGGAAACAGCAAUGGGUUGCAAGUGGUAUCAUUCUGUGCCUGGCCCACCUGGCAGUCACCUUGUGGAGCUGCUCCCCAAGAUGCUCUUGAGGGCACCUUCUUGGUGUCCAGUCUCUGCUGAAGUAGCUUUUGGGUUCAGGGCUGUAAUUUUACUCAAUGCUUUGUACUCCUAAUCCCAGACUCUGGUGUAUGUGUAACUGUUUAGGCACUUUUCUCUCUCCAAAACCCCUGAGGGGGGGGUACUAUGGAGGUUGGUGUGUUACUACACCUCUAGUGCCAUACUCGAAUAAUGCAUCGUAAAUUUACAUGUUGGCAUUAAAGUAAAAUUGGGAGAUAGUGAAUGCAACCAUGAAAUAUGAUACUCAGAAUUUUGAGUUUAAUUUAGCUAUUAUGAAUAAAUCUCUCCUGGCAAUUACAUGGCUGUGAUAUGCUGUAAUUUGAAGUUCAUCAAUUUAAUAUUAUUUGGCUUUUACUAAGGAUUAUAACAGAACUCUUGUAUUUACAUAAAAAGCUGCUAGUAAGUACUUCUUUAAAAGAAUAAUAAUUAUUUUAUUUUAUUUUAUUUAAGGAAAGCAUUAUAAAAUGCUUUUUCACAUUUUCCUGGCAAGACUUCUUUGGGCAGUAUCAUGUUGUGCCUUUGAUCUGUAGUGCAGCGCUGACUCUGUGUGCCAGAGAGGGGAGCAUCAGUGUGUCAUAUGGCCAUUUUAAAUAUUUUCUUGCUAUUUUUCACUUUCUUCUUUUAUUACUAGUGGUGACAAGGAAGAUGUAGAAGUUGUAGUACAUGGCUUGCUUAUCAUUUAGGUAACACUUAGUAAAGAGCUUCUGAGUGAGAUAGGGGGGUCCAUGUCACCUGUUGUGCUGUCCUGCUCCUUUUCAGUCUCUGCUCAUGGUGUAAUCCAGAGGCUUUAGAGAUGUGAGGGACUUGGUGGCUUCUGCUGUGCUGGGCCAUGUGGUGUUACAGCCCUUGCAGCACCACAAUAUCACCAGAGCAGUGUCUUACUUGAACGUUCCCUAAAUUGCCAAAUGCAGACUCAUUUGAGCUUGUGAAGGCCACCCCAGCUCUGAGACAGACAAUUCUGCACAGCUGUUGAGCAGCUGUUCAGAACAAGGCUCAAGGUAACACUCAAGUUAAAAAUCAAUACUAUGUAUAAUUAAUUGAUAAAAGUGCUUACUCUCCAGAUGUUGGACUUGCCAGCAUAUAAUUGAUAAGAAGGAGGGCAAGGCUGCUUGACUGAGUUAAUUACAGAGGAAAGAAACUGCCCACUAAAACACCUCAGCCUGAUUCCCCAAAGCAUCAAAGCUGGGCAGGUGCUUUUCAUUCCUGUGGAGAACUACUAUAAAUUUAUUUUAAAGUGCUCCUUGCUUCACUUCAGGAGAUUGAAUUCUUAAGGUGUUAUCAUGCCUGAAGAAGCUGAACUGGUCAAAUAGCAGAAACCACUAACUUUAUUUUAUUGGAGAUUCACUUUGAGGCUGAAAGGAAACAGUGGUGGUAUGUGAAACAUUUUAUAAGGCCAUAAGCCAAAGCUGUAGUUUAAAACUUGCCACUUUUUAUGCAGUUAACAAAAACACUACCUGCUGAAGAAAUGAUGUUUUAUUGCAGUAACUCCUUUGUAGGAGUUAUUUUUGUAUGCCUUUGAAUAUCUCUCUAGUUGAUAAUACCCACCUCUUCUUGUAGCACUGAGGGUUUAUCUUCUCUUGUACAGUCUGGCUCACUGCUGAAGGCUUCUUACCUAGAUGAUGAGCUUUAUCAACUGCUAGUGACAACUUAGUCCUGUGGCAUAGUGGUGGUGUCUUGAAAAAUAAAAGGAGAUUAAAAUAAUGCAAAUCCCAGUUACCUGGCAAUCAGCUCUCCAGCUAUAGCCAACACGUUGCUAGAUUAAUGGAUUUUCAAGAACUGUCAGUAAAGUUCAAGACUGUCAGUAAAAGCCUUGUGGUGCUUGCUGGGUCAAGUGUCCAAAAGCCAUUCAGAAUUGAUAAAAUGGAGCCAAAUUUGACUUGAAAUGUUCUCUACUAUUAAGAGAUCAAAGCAACCUUUUAGUGUGUUUGCUAGAUUUCUGUGUGUUUUCAAGGUGAUAGAUUCACCCUAAAAACAAUCUUACUUUUGGGUGAAUAUUAUUUUUUUCUAGUUGUUCCAUAAUAUGAGACCUUGUCUUGAGAUUUUUUAGCACAAUCAAUACCUUCAAGCAGAAGCCAGUAUCAGUUUGUUGACAGAUGUUUAUCUAGCAAACCUGCUUACAGAGUUGAGUAAAAGCAUCAUCUGAAAACUGGAUGGUGUAAACUCUGCUUUCCAGUUCAACCACUGGGUUGGAUUUGGGGUGAUCUUGGGGAACCACCACAUGUCCUGUGCUUCAGGUCUCUAUAUGUGAAGUACUCGUGGUGUAAAUAUCCAACACUGCAUACCAGCAAGUUUGCUGGGACAAGCCAUGACUCCCUUCUGUUCCUAUCCGUGUUUCCCAUGAGGAGCCAAGUGCUAGGAAAAAACAGCUCUUCAGGUUCAAGAGUUAUAAUGGGAAAACUGAUUAUAUAAACUCUGUAAUUAACGGGACACUGGGUGCCUCUUCCUACCUCUAACACUGAAGUCCUGAUCUGCCCUACAGGUAAGUUGUUUGGGUGUGCAGUCAGAUCCGUGUUGGUGCUGAAUGCCAAAUGGCUUUUGUGAUCAUUUUUUACUGAAAACCACACAUGAUAAAAUGUCUGGCAAGAUGCUUUGGUCUUUGCUGUAGAACACAUAAAACACCCCUUAAAAAUCUCUGAGCCUGCUGGUGCUGUUUGUCUUUUUGGAAAUAGUUCUAUUGGUAACAGUUGGCUCCUGCUAGUCUAGGUUUAGCAGUUAAUUGAAUUCCUAUUGAAUUCCUUCAGCAUCAGUAACAACAGCAGCAGACUGAGGCUGACAAAGGAGACAGUGAUUUGAAAAGAGGCAAAGUCAAAAUUAGUGAUGCAGAAGCAUGGUGGGUGCAUGCACAUGGGACAUCAGGCUUUCCCUAAGCUUUUUCUGACAAGGGAUGCAAUCAGUUAUAGUCAAACCCACUGGGUUUUGCUUUGUUCACUGUCCCUAAGGAUGGCUGUUUGUUCAGCUGCUUUUCUACUUGUCUUUUCAGUGUGAGGAACUGUCUAUAAAUCAGGGUAAGAUGUUGAGCUGGCAUGAUUUCUGUGGUCUGAGAUGGAUUUCAAUUGGAAAAUAGGUGAAACUCUGCAGCUAUUGAAAGAGUCUGAGCAAAGAUGCAGGAUACAUUGCCCUUUGGGGACCUAUGGGACCAUGGUGAUUGGAUGUGGCUGGAGGCACUGUCACAGAAACCCUCUCCUGGCUGUGGGGCAGACUCAGGGCUCUAGAUAGCCCUUUGUGCAAGGGGAAAGAUGAAUGUGUGAACCAGAGAAUACAAAGUAAGGAGAUGGUUCUACUCACUCAGGAUUUGCUGAAUCCCAUUGUCCUUUUAAAAAUGCAUCCAUGACAUAGAUUUUGAUUGCUCUGGACUUUCAUAAGGGAUGCUUUGUGUUUGAAUCUCACCUGAAAUUCUUCUGCAUUUUUUUUACUUGCAAUAUCCUAGCACCCAAUAUCCUUAUCCAGGCUGCUCCUACCUUUUGGGUGUUAAAGGUGUUUCUAGAGGACGCUUGAUGAAUCUGUAGUGACCAAGUAUGGAAACUCUCUGAAACAUCGUACAUAAGGGCUCACCAGAAAACCCACUGGAGCCAAAGGAAAUACUCUAAUCAGUUGGGUGAAAACCUAGUGAAAAGUGUACUAAUAAAUGUUUUCUUCCUCUGUAUAUAAACUUUAUUUGCUUAUCUGAACAACUUUGGCUCUUGACACCACCCUUUUGCCUCUCAUCAAGUCUGUUGCUGUGGAUCAUAGCUGCUCUAGUCACUGUUCACAAGCAGCAAAGACUCAUUGCUUUGUAGGACAGUCCUGUCUUCUUAUGACCAUGAGUGGUGGGGAAACAUUAGCUUGAUUUCCUACAAGCAAUUAGUUGCAUCUUCAGCAGCCUCCACUGGAAUGGGCCAUGUCUUUGAAACGUGAUCACCCACUCGAGCUGUAGUUAAAUGUACCAUAAAGGUUACAGGUCUCUCAUCUGCCUCAGUUUAGGGUUUAUCUUGGCUGGGAAAAUAGACAACAAGGGUAAUCAGGCUGACUGUGAUGCAAGGCUCCUAAAGUAGCCUGCUGUGUUGCUCUGACUUGCCUUGCUAAUCACCACCUCACUAAACUGACCCAAAGUCUUCUUGGCUGUACUGUAUUAUAUCCAGCUGAGAUAGAUUGCUGGCUGUCAUCACCCAGGGAUGCCAUCACACCCUACCCCCUCAUGUCAAUGAGUGGUAACUUAAACCAGAAAUAAAAACUGCCAUGUGAAUUGAGGGUGUUUUGAUCUUUUUCCAGGGAGCUACAGAUCCAGGAUGAAAAAAAGCUCACUUCUAAUUCUUGCCCCUCCAAAUACAGUCAGAUGGGUAACUGGGAAAGAUAACCCAGCUGUAGCAGACACUAGGAACAACUGGAAUUUAGGUUGUAAAUGUUGUCAGUGAAAAAUCAGACUGGUUUGGAGAGUAUAGCCAGGGUUAACAGCUCAGCUCAUGCUUGUCUGUCUGGAUAAACAGGAGCUGGCUGUACUGUACUCGGAGAUUGUCUCUGUUUUCACAGUGAUAACUAGCUAUUAGCACUUUCUGCAUGUGAUAAUAUUUGUUGAACCAGUUACCCUUUUCCAGCAAGCUCAGAAGGUAAUUUUAGCUCUGGCUAGUGCUAAAAUUAAACUCAAGAAGCAAAUGCCACCUUUGCAUUUGCACCUUUGCUUUUUCAGCUACUGCUUAUCUUGGGGUGACAUUCCCAAGGACAUGCAGCGUGGUGGUGUCCCUGUAGAGCAUCUUCUGGAGUCCAGCCCUAGUCCUCAGGCACCUGACAUGGCCAAAACCUGUGUCAGUCAUGGCUGUAGCUGUGAAUGGUUCCCUGAGGGACAGGGAAUGUUAGAAGUACCCUUAUUCUUUCACAGUCAGUGAUCAAGGGUGUUGGUGUGUCUGGUGUCUCAUGAAUGCAAACCUUGGAGCUCUUCAAAUGCAAAUUUCUUUAUCAUCCAUCAAUCCAUCCUUCCCAAUACUGCUCAUGCCUCAAGCCCUGUGGAGGUCUCAGACUGGGAACAGUCAUGGUGCAUGACCCACUGGAUCUGGCUGCUGCUUUAGCAAGAAGGAAGAGCAUCUAUGGCUCAUCUUCUCUGCCACCUCCAGUUUCUUACUAUGAACAUAAACCUAACUAAUUUGAUAAGUAUAUUCUCAGCCAGGGCAUCCUGUAAGGAAUCUUUCAUUUCUGGGACCAAUAUCAGAUGUUAAGAAUCAAUGGGGUUUGGUGCAAGUGAAUAAAUCUCCAGUGAGAGACUGGGGGCUGCUCUUUAUCCAGGGAGUCUUUGGGCCCUGUGGAGGUGGAGUCAUCCUGAGCUCUCACUUGGGUGGCAGUGGGAAUAUCUCAGAGGUUUGGGUUGCAUCACUGGCACAAGCUUUAGUAAAUGUAAGGGCCACAGUGUCCCCAGCAUCAAGCCUUUGUGGAGGGGAAAGCAGAGAAGAGGAGAAUACUGCUUUGACAUUUUAGUGGAGUGAGGAUAAAGAUGUUGGGCUAUGGCAGGCAGAGUGGCUGCGGGGUCAGGCACUGCCAUUGCCUCAACCCUUGCAGAUGAUGUGAAAGAAAGCCCCCCCAUACAGUCAGCACCAGAGGGGGAAAACUAACUUAAUCCCACAUUGUUGGAGGAGAAAAAGCUACCUAAUGAGAAGAUGGAGUAAGUCCAGUGUUUAUUGCUGUGCUGGUUUGGAGUGACAAGUAUGUCUUUGGGUAUUAGAGAAGUAGCUUAAAAUGUGCCAUAGUUUUUAGCAUAAUAAGAUGCACUGCAGAUAUGUCACAUCCAUUUUAUUCCCCACAGCUGUUUACAAAAGGGAAAAAAAAUAUAAAACCCCUGAGAUUGGAGCAGCUGCAGUCACUCAGCUGUCAAUAUGGGACAAGUCUCUUUCUGUUCCUCUUUUAUUUCUACUUCCCUCUGUACUGCUGCACAUAUUUGGCUGUUCUGUGAAUUUGCAGAUCAUGAGGUUUUUUUUUUUUCCAAACUGCCUUUGAUCUAUACAGAAAGACUCACCCAGCUCUCAUUUGAAUUCAUUAAUACUUUGAGUAGGCAUUUUAAUUUUAUGUUUACUGGCUUGUUUCCCUUUGUAAUGUAAUCUAUCUGACAAGUUCUCAUGCUCUGCAUUACCUUUCAGUUUCUGAGUCUAAAACAUUUCCUCUUUCCUGAGGGCUAUGAUCAUUUUUAGAGAUGUUGUAAAGUCAUCUCCCUCUCUUCUGAAGAAAACCUGAAUUAAUCUCAGGUUUUAUUACUAGCAGAUCAGUACUGAAGUACAUAAUUUUUUUUACAGCAUGAAAACAGUAUGUUUUAUAUCAUCAAGUACAGUUUGAACUGCAGUUUAAAAACCUUCUUAGGCUCUAAAAGCAGCAAUUUGUUUGCAACUUCCAUGCCAGGGAAGUCACAGCAUUAAAGGAAUUUCCUGAGUUGGAGUUUUUUUCCCCACAAAGUUUUGCUGUCUUUUCCUCAACAAUUGUGACUUUAGCACAAUGUACAGAAUUUUAGCAAAAACCCUGAUUCCUAAACAUGUGGCCAGGACAAUGAGGAGAGGAUGUGUUUCUUGUUGAUCAAGCACAAGCAUUUUGGUGGAUAAAAUGCACUAUAGUUGGUCAGACCAUUGGUCUGGGGUAGUUGCUGGGGUAGUGAGGCCUUUGGGAAGGGUACAGGUGUUAACAAAUCACCAAACUGUGAAUCAUUUGGCUGUCAGAAGCAUUUGGCUUGUCUGGGUUUCUUUUUUAAGUUCUUGUGGUCAAGUGUGAUACAAUGGAGUUGAGAAAGGAAUGUAUUUUGGAUGACCAGGAUGAUGAAUGUAUGAUGCUUCAUGUUUACUUGUAAUGUCCUUUUUUAUACUUAGAAAUUGAUCACAUAUGUAUCUGUAUGUAAAUAAAUGUUUCAUCCUUUCCA
This is a messenger RNA of Calypte anna (Anna's hummingbird), 9389 nucleotides long. It is a transcript of the gene RAB30, whose product is annotated as RAB30, member RAS oncogene family. The record is from RefSeq and is a predicted model, not a curated record. NCBI's taxonomy places the organism in Eukaryota, Metazoa, Chordata, Aves, Apodiformes, Trochilidae. The transcript is spliced from 5 exons. Gene Ontology annotation, biological process: Rab protein signal transduction. Gene Ontology annotation, molecular function: GTPase activity; GTP binding. Bases 645 to 1256 code for a protein of 203 amino acids. Gene Ontology annotation, cellular component: trans-Golgi network.